AAAAUUAUAAUUGUCAAGCUCAAUUCGAUUGAGAAUUGUUUGAAGUUAUUCUCUUCAUUAUGAUACGUUUUUCGGUUCUAUCGAUAAAGUAGGCAUAAGUAGAAGCAGACACUAACAUUCUGUAGAGAUGUCAUUAUUAUAAUCAUUGAUUUAAGUAUAAACUGACAAGAUUAUAUUACAUGAGUUCAUAUAACAUAAGUUUAAAGUUUAAACAUUCUUCAAAAACUACUUAUAUUAAUUCGAAUAAUUAAAAUAAACAAAAUGUUAUCGAGAAUAACAAAAGUACUGUCUAGUCCAAGUUUGAGACAAUCGGAACCAAUUAAUCUCAUCUUUCCUGUGGUCAGCAGAUUAUUUUCAAGUAAUUUACCAUCUACAGAACAAGUUCAACCCGAUAAGUUAUACAAAAAAGUAGAAAUUGAAGUUCGAGGUAAUGACAGUGCAGUAUUGAAAAGUUAUGGAAUAUUUGCCACCACUGCAGCAAAUCAUUUAGGAAUAACAGUUGGAGAAAACUAUGCCCCACGUAAAGCAAAUCAUCAAAGAUGGACUGUUCUCAAGUCAAAACAUGUUCACAAAAAGCAUCGUGUGCAAUAUGAAAUGAGGACUUAUUACCGUUUUUUAAACUUCUUGAAACUAACUGGAUCAACUGCUGAUACCUUCUUAGAGUAUAUUCAAAGAAAUUUACCCGAAGGCGUUGCAAUGAAAGUGACAAUGGUUGAAAUUAAACCACUACCAGAAUCAGUCAGUUCUCCUCCAAGUUAAAAAACUGUAAAUGGUAUAUUAGAUCAGUAGUAUGAACUACAGUGAUAGGUGUAUCUGUAUCCAAAUUUCUGGCUGAUCCUCGUCUGUCAAGUUCUGGAAGAGGAUCUUUUU
Molecule: messenger RNA, 870 nt
Organism: Trichogramma pretiosum
Lineage: Eukaryota; Metazoa; Arthropoda; Insecta; Hymenoptera; Trichogrammatidae
Gene: mRpS10
Product: 28S ribosomal protein S10, mitochondrial
Exons: 6
Coding region: 262-759 (165 amino acids)
Cellular component (GO): mitochondrion; mitochondrial small ribosomal subunit
Source: RefSeq, a predicted model, not a curated record